This is a messenger RNA of Thermothelomyces thermophilus ATCC 42464, 817 nucleotides long. RefSeq lists its product as uncharacterized. Gene Ontology annotation, biological process: tRNA metabolic process. Gene Ontology annotation, cellular component: cytoplasm. The coding region runs from base 288 to 797 and encodes 169 amino acids. Gene Ontology annotation, molecular function: D-tyrosyl-tRNA(Tyr) deacylase activity. The transcript is spliced from 5 exons. Lineage: Eukaryota; Fungi; Ascomycota; Sordariomycetes; Sordariales; Chaetomiaceae. The record is from RefSeq and is a predicted model, not a curated record.
CGCUUUUUUGGAUGUGUGCCGUAAAUACCAGAGAUUAAGUAGUGUUCAAGGAGCCAUUUCAAGAUAACUAUUCGCUUCACUUUCUCAAACUCGGCAUAGUCAUUUUGAAGUCCUUCCACGACUACUAGCAUCUCCUAUGCAUUUCUUUGGGCAUUAUUUCGUGGAGAACCGGUGACAAUUCUGUUGCAUCCAGCCGCGGGUUGUUGCCUUUUGCAGACAUCCAUCUCUCACCCUUCUGCCGUGAGCCCGCCUUGUCAGGAUAGAAAGAGCAUUGGGGAAAAUAGAAGAUGAAAGCCAUACUUCAGCGCGUCCUAUCAGCUUCCGUCGCUGUUGACGAGAAGAUCGUGUCUAAAAUUGGCAAAGGUGUGCUUGUGUUUGCAGCUAUGGCACCUGGUGAUACGGAAAGGGAGGCAGAAUCCUUAGCCGCCAAGGUCCUGAAGUUGAAGCUUUGGGAUGAUGACUCAGGGGGGCGUUGGAAAAGGAGUGUUCAAGAUAUUGGCGGAGAAGUUCUAUGCGUCUCUCAAUUUACGCUUUUGGCCUCGACCAAGAAGGGUAACAAGCCAGACUUCCACGGCGCGAUGGGCGGAGACGACGCCAAGAAGCUAUAUGAGUACUUCUACAGCAAAGUACAAGAGGGAUACGUGGCAGAAAAGGUCAAGGAUGGCGUGUUUCAGGCCAUGAUGCAGGUUUCGUUGGUCAACGAUGGACCGGUAACAUUGGAAAUUUCGGUAUCUCCGAAGCAGGCGCCGCAGGGUACUAGUAAAGAGGAAAAGCCCCCAAAGGUUCGCGAGCCUUGAGGUGGACGGCGGACCGUGGC